Molecule: messenger RNA, 2035 nt
Organism: Gossypium raimondii (Peruvian cotton)
Lineage: Eukaryota; Viridiplantae; Streptophyta; Magnoliopsida; Malvales; Malvaceae
Product: putative protein NRT1/ PTR FAMILY 2.14
Exons: 3
Coding region: 72-1754 (560 amino acids)
Biological process (GO): transmembrane transport
Cellular component (GO): plasma membrane
Molecular function (GO): transmembrane transporter activity
Source: RefSeq, a predicted model, not a curated record
AAGGCAAAAAACGUUCAGAGACUUGCAAUUGUUUUCCACUCUCAGAUGAAGAAAAUGUCACUUCUGAUUUAAUGGACACUACUUUGAACCAAAGAAGGCCUGCGGGAUGGAGAGCUAUUCCUUUCGUAUUGGGAAAUGAAACGUUCGAGAGAUUAGCAUCGUACGGAUUGAUGGCGAAUUUCAUGGUGUACCUGCAAAGGGAGUAUCACAUGAACCAGGUUGAGGCCGCUACCAUCCUUAACGGUUGGUCGGCCGCCUCGAAUUUUGCUCCGGUUAUUGGUGCUUAUGUCUCCGAUGCAUUCAUGGGCAAAUUCUGGACCAUUGUUUUAGGAUCCUUUUCAUCACUCCUGGGAAUGAUGAUCAUGACGUUAACAGCUUUAUUACCACCACUGCGCCCACCGCCGUGUACGGAUGAGGACCUACAACAAGGCCAAUGCAUACCCUACAAUGGAGCCCAACUGGGGGUUUUGAUGGUCAGCUUAUGCUGGUUAUCUAUCGGCACCGGCGGAAUCAAACCCUGCAGUAUUCCUUUCAGCGUCGACCAAUUCGAUUUAACAACCGAAGAAGGCCGGAAAGGAAACAACAGUUUCUACAAUUUAUACUACACUACUCAAACUAUCGUCUUAUUGAUUACCCAAACUGUUGUGGUUUAUAUCCAGAAUGAUAUUAGUUGGGCAUUAGGGUUUGGGAUCCCAACGCUUUGCAUGAUCUUUGCCAUUGUUUUGUUCUUCGUUGGAACCAGAAUUUACGUAUACAUAAAGCCUAAAGGAAGCGUGGUCGCCAGUGUCGCACAAGUGUUCGUCGCUGCUUACAAGAAACGCCGCUUUUAUAUUCCGGUUGAUGGAGUCGAUGGCCAAUUCUAUGAUCCUCCAUUGACGACAAGCUUGCUUUGCGUUAGAGAACUCCAUCUUACCACACAGUACAGGUUCUUAAACAAAGCGGCUCUAGUGAUCGAUGAUGAAGUGAACCCAGAUGGUUCUUGUAAGAAUCCAUGGAUGCUCUGCACUAUCCAACAAGUUGAAGAUGUUAAAUGCCUUUUAAACAUCAUCCCAAUAUGGGUAACCAGCAUCCUCGGCUUCCUCGCCAUGAAUCAACAAGGAACAUUCACAGUCUCCCAAGCCCUAAAAAUGGAUCUUCAAUUCGGUUCCACGAUUAAAAUUCCCGCCGGUUCUGUUGGUGUCAUUACACUCAUCGCCAUCGCCGUUUGGCUCCCCUUUUACGACCGAGUCCUGGUCCCGGCCCUAGAAAAAAUCACCAAGCUUGAAGGUGGGAUCACAGUCCUCCAACGAAUUGGAGUCGGAAACCUUUUCUCGAUCCUAACGAUGUUGGUUUCGGGAUUCAUCGAAACAAAGAGAAGAAAUUCAGCCCUUUCCCAUGGUGGCCCCGACGGAGUAGCUCCAAUGUCAGUGAUGUGGUUAACACCACAGCUUAUCCUUAUCGGCUUUGCAGAGAUCUUCAGCAUCGUUGGACUCAUCGAGUUUUACAACAAACAGUUCCCGGAGCAUAUGAGAAGCAUCGGGAACUCGCUGAUCUAUUUGACGUUUUCAUUGGCGAGUUACGCAAGCAACUGGAUAAUCACCAUUGUUAACGAUGUUACAGGAAGGAGUGGAAGCAGCUGGUUGAGUGGAGACAUAAACACAAGCAAAUUAGACAAAUUCUAUUUCUUGAUAGCUGGGAUUUCUUUGCUCGACUUCGUCGUCUUCAUGUUCUGCGCUCGAAGGUAUCAUUACAGGGGCAGUGUUAGGAUAAACUGAAUGAUGAAAUUUGGCCUGGAAACUUGGUUAUUAUUAUAUAUGUUGAGUAAAAUUCUGUAUAGAGAGCACAUGUUUUAAAAUAAGAAUGGGAAAUUAGCUUGAAUUUGUAAUAAAGGAUGUUCAAGUUUGAUCUUAUUGUUGAAUGAAUCUUUCGGGAUGCAUCAGUGAUUGGGGAUGAAGUUGAAUUAUGUAAUUUCAUAUAAGGUUUAUUUGUUUGUAAGGAUUUUAAUUAGGUAUACCAAUUAUAAAUAUAUAAUCCAAUGCGACAACAUUUAGAAUUA